This is a messenger RNA of Cylas formicarius (sweet potato weevil), 3105 nucleotides long. RefSeq names its product receptor expression-enhancing protein 1 (gene ReepA). The record is from RefSeq and is a predicted model, not a curated record. Gene Ontology annotation, cellular component: endoplasmic reticulum membrane; cytoplasmic microtubule; endoplasmic reticulum tubular network. Gene Ontology annotation, biological process: endoplasmic reticulum tubular network organization. Gene Ontology annotation, molecular function: microtubule binding. The transcript is spliced from 9 exons. The coding region runs from base 228 to 1994 and encodes 588 amino acids. Lineage: Eukaryota; Metazoa; Arthropoda; Insecta; Coleoptera; Brentidae.
GUCCGGUCUCCUUCGGUUGGUUUGACUCCCAAAGAGGGGACGCUCGAACAGAAUAGGAACUUGUUGUUUUUUAACAAAAGAUGGCUGCGCCAAUCUGUGUACGAACGGCAACCGUGCAUCGUCCUCAACGCGAAUUCUGAGGUUGCACUUGUCAUGUUCAUCCGUCAAAGAAACUGUUUAAAUUAGUAGACUCGGUGUAUUGUGAUUUCCACCAUAAACAGGGGACAAUGAUCUCAUCGAUUAUCAGUAGGAUUGUAAUAUUAGUCUUCGGCACUCUUUAUCCCGCUUAUGCUUCGUACAAGGCUGUGAAAACCAAAAACGCCAGGGAAUAUGUGAAAUGGAUGAUGUACUGGAUAGUAUUCGCUUUCUUCACUUGCACCGAAACGUUCACAGAUAUAUUCCUUAGUUGGUUCCCGUUUUAUUACGAAAUAAAAAUACUUCUUGUGAUAUGGCUGCUUUCGCCCGCGACAAACGGUUCCAGUAUCCUAUAUAGAAAAUUCGUCCACCCUACUCUGAGCAAACGGGAAGAGGAAAUCGAUGAAUACAUCGAAAGGGCCAAAGUGCAAAGCUAUCGGCAGGUGCUCGAUCUGGGGUCCAAGGGUGUGACAGUGCUCAUGCAGACCGCUAUAAAGGGCGGCGGCGGUAUUGUUAGCCAAAUAAAAAAGAGCUACAGCCUGAGCGACCUCAGCGAUCCCGCCGACGGUCGUGACGAGACCGAUGACGUCAUAGUGGCUGAUCCCAGGCUACUGCGCAGGCGUCACAACGGCCGGAGCCCGCAUCGGUCCAGUUCCGCUUCUUCCGCUGGCGUAUACUUCCAGGAGGUCGACAUGACUGCCAGGGUCAUUGGGGACGACAGGAUUGGCUCCGUCAGGUCCACCGAAGACAUAAGUUCAGGUUACUCUAGCGGAGAGUGCUUAAGCGGCACAGGACAACCGCUCAAACUGCAGGCCCGCGAAGGUCUCCAACGGACCAGCUCGCUGACCAGAACUCGCCCAACCAGAGUGACCAGGUCCAACAUGCCAAAGAAAUCCGCUGUAGCGAGUGAUGAGAGCGACGAAAACGAAGAAUUCGACACGAACAUUAUAUUCCUCGACGACCGGACCAGCUCCUCAGCCAGUGAGAACGAAUUCUUUGAUAGUGCCGGCGGUAACCUGUCCGUGCAUGGUAAUGCAUUGGAAGUCGAAACGCGAAAUAACUGUAGUAUUGUAACAACAGCAUGCGGUAAUCUUUUAUCCAAUUCGGAUCUAACCAAUACAACGCCUGUCUCCUCUGCGCAUGACAAGAGGUCUGAACUAAAACCUCGAAAUGACGAAGCUCCCGUUUCGCGCGUCGAUGACGUCAACGCGGAUCGAUUUCCAGAGAAGGAACACUUGUCGAAAAUAAUUCAAACGAAAACGAAAGAAAUUACCGACCUUAAAACCACGCAGACUUUCACAGUGCAAGAAACCGAAAUGAUUAGUAAUCAAGCCAAUCGAACGGAAACAAGGGGAGGAAGGUAUAACAAAAGGGCUGCCCCGCCUCCCCCUCAACCGUCGCCGAGUGCGAUCAAAGCGAAAUUGGUGCUACAGCCGGGUAUCGUCCGGAGUUUAAACAAAAGUAACGAGAGCAUCGACAAAGAGGUUUUCCUGCGUUCGCCAAACACUAGAAGGAAAAGCCGGAGCAGGAGCAAAAGCCCCGGGCCAUCCACGAGUGGGGGUAAUUCCUUAAGCAAGAUGCUCCGCUUUCCGAAGAAACUGACUCACCUUAACAUACCCGAUAAGUUGAUAGCGAAGCGGCAUUCUUGGAGUGACUUUUUUCAAGGGAAAAACCUGCACGAUACGAAGAGUCACUCCAAAAGCGCCAUCGACGUAGGUAGGACAGAGACUAAUGUCGUCCUCAGCGAAAGCCUAUCGAGACCGGUCAGUCAGAUGUCGAUACAAAAUUCAAGCGAUUCACCUUUGCAUCGCAGAAGAAUCAAAAUUAUUAGGAGAUACGUAGACGAAGAUAUCGAUUAGUGUGAAUGAUUAAAAAAGCAGGACCAAGCGAGUGCCACAUUGCCGCGUGUUAAGAAAACGAAGAAAAGAACGUUGUAGGGACUUGGUAAAAAAGCUUAUGUCCCUCCUUUGAGUUUAAACCAUCACUGUUGCAUUAUCGUUCCCGUCUAUUAAUUAACGCUAUCCCAAUAGUUAUCACAUGGUGAUCAAUCAACUAAUAGACAGAGCGGAGGAGUUUAUUUUAUAUGUGUGUUUUAUAAUAAUUAUGUAAUUAUUACAAUUAACUGUUGUUUUUGAAGUUUACACUUUCACUGUCUAGUUUAUUAUUGUAAGGGGGGCUCAAAUUCGUUGUAUUUUUGAAGUUUUCGCCAUUUCCCGCAGAGAUAACAGUAUAGUCCUUUUGCUUAUCCUUUUAAUUAUGUAAAAGUCAAAGUUUGCUUUUCUAUGUGCCUAAGACCCAUUUCCUUUUCGUUUCAUAUCAUGAUUUCUAGUAGUAGAGUAGCUCCGAUAGAAUUGAAAAUAAAUUGACGUGACUUGAUAUCUGUCAAAUUUUUAUGUAUUAUAUUAACGGCCUAAUGAUACUUGGUUGUUCUUUCCGCACAAAAACAUAAUUUGGUUUAUCAUACAUACCUUCUGAAAGGCAAAUUUUCAAAACUCUAUCGUAGCUCAAACACUCUGGACCACUGGACUGUUAUUUAUGUCUCUGUCAAAAAUACAGAGACCCUCCAAAAAACAUUGAAUCUUAGCCAUCCCUGUAUGUCUAAUUUGAUGGUUUGACUGUUUUCUAUAGAUUUUUUAUUACCGACUUUUAAACAGACAUUAUAUUUAUGUACUGUGAUGAUGUUGCCAGAUAAUUAGUAGAUAAAUAUGUGAUUGAUACUGGUCGUAAUGUUUAGUAUAUUAAGGGAUGGAAUUCCCACUAAUACCGUUCUCGAUUUGUUAUAAUUAAACUCGUUAUUGUUACCUAAUUGAAGACUUCUAUUGCAAAUUUAUGGCGAAUUAUUGUUCAUAAGUUUAAAAAUUUGGUUCACUUUUAGCUGACCCAAAAAUUGCGGCAUGGACAAAGUUAACACUGAAUUUUAAAUCGCAGCUCAAGUUAUGUUUUAAGAUUUUUAAUAAAUAAAAGAGUGUG